UAAAAUCCCCGAGUAAUGUGGGCCCAUACGCUAACCUAUCCUUAUCUCAACGUGAACGCCGAUCCAUGUGGCCACGUCACGGGCUCCAUCCUAAAUCGAAAUGGACGGUCCAGAUCUCUAUCCACUCCAAAGAGUUGUUCGACCUUUAACACCCUGCCAUCGUUAAAUAUGGCACUCAUAGGGCGUGGUUGUAUCUCUUACUCUGAGACCUGGUCAUUGGGAUCUCCAUACGCUGGAUCUGCUAAGAUACGCUUGAUCCAUAUGGGCCUCCUCGACCACUUGUGGGACGACACCGUCGCCGGCCCAAGGCCCGAUAACGGUCUCAGCAAGCUCCGUAAACACCACACCUUCAAUUUCCGACCUAGCUCCGGCAAGGAAGCGGAGGGUGGGAGCGUGAGAUCGUACGGUGACGAAUCAUCGUCGGGGGAAACGACGAGAGUGACGCGUAGUAUCAUGAUCGUGAAACCGCCAGGGUAUCAGAGUGGAUCGCCUCCGGUUUCUCCCGCCGGUUCUACUCCUCCGGUUUCUCCAUUUUCCGGUAAGGAGCAAAGGAUUCGACUCGGUUUCGAAGAAGGUCGGCAUCAGACGCGUACGAGAAACGAGGGCAGAACAGAUCAGACCCUUCUUCUCCUUACGAUGUGUGAGAAAUGAGUUGCAUUUUCUCAGAUCACAGCCCUUUUGGCCUUUUCUGUAUUCAUUUUUGUUUAGUGUUUUGUGUGUACGUGUGGGUGUAUAGUAAGGAAUGAAGCAGGUUGAGAUGAGGUUGUGCUGCAGUUCACGCGAGCUAGCUUUUUGUUUAGCUUCUUUAAGUGUUUGCUUAGGUGAGCUGGGUAGUGGUUGGUAAAUUGUAAGUAAGAAGGUGUAAAGGUAGAGUAGCAGUGUAUCAUGUAUCUGUGUAUUUAUGAUCAAUAAGACAUUCCUGCGUUUGUUGCUGUA
This is a messenger RNA of Vigna angularis (adzuki bean), 936 nucleotides long. RefSeq names its product dormancy-associated protein homolog 3. Bases 16 to 651 code for a protein of 211 amino acids. The record is from RefSeq and is a predicted model, not a curated record. Lineage: Eukaryota; Viridiplantae; Streptophyta; Magnoliopsida; Fabales; Fabaceae. The transcript has 3 exons.